AUGAAGGCACUCAUUCUUGUCGGAGGGUUCGGGACCCGACUGCGUCCUUUGACUCUCACCCUCCCUAAGCCCCUCGUCGAGUUCGGCAACCGGCCUAUGAUCCUGCACCAAGUUGAGAGCUUGGCUGCAGCAGGUGUCACUGAUAUCGUCUUGGCUGUCAACUACCGUCCCGAUGUGAUGGUCGCGGCGCUCAAGAAGUACGAGGAACAGUAUGGCGUCAACAUCGAGUUUUCAGUGGAAACUGAACCCCUCGGCACCGCUGGUCCCUUGAAGCUGGCGGAGAAGAUUCUGGGCAAGGAUGACACUCCCUUCUUCGUCCUUAACUCAGAUGUUAUCUGUGAUUACCCCUUCGAGCAACUCGCACAGUUCCACAAGAGCCACGGUGAUGAGGGUACCAUUGUCGUCACCAAGGUUGACGAGCCCUCCAAGUACGGUGUCGUGGUUCACAAGCCCAACCACCCCUCUCGUAUCGAUCGCUUCGUUGAGAAGCCCGUCGAGUUCGUCGGCAACCGUAUCAAUGCCGGUAUCUACAUCCUGAACCCCAGUGUUCUCAAGCGUAUUGAGCUUCGCCCGACCUCCAUCGAGCAGGAGACCUUCCCCGCUAUUGUGAAGGAUGGCAAGCUGCACUCAUUUGAUCUUGAGAGCUUCUGGAUGGAUGUCGGUCAACCCAAGGAUUUCCUCACUGGUACCUGCCUGUACCUCAGCUCGCUGGCCAAGCGCGACCCCAAGAAGCUGGUCUCCAACUCUGAGCCUUACGUCUAUGGCGGUAACGUCAUGGUUGACCCCUCAGCUAAGAUUGGAAAUAACUGCCGCAUUGGACCCAACGUGGUCAUUGGACCUAAUGUGGUCAUCGGUGACGGUGUUCGUCUCCAGCGCUGCGUGGUGAUGGAGAACUGCAAGGUCAAGGACCACGCUUGGAUCAAGUCCACCAUCGUUGGCUGGAACAGCUCCGUUGGUCGCUGGGCUCGUCUCGAGAACGUUACAGUUCUCGGUGACGACGUUAGCAUUGCCGAUGAGGUUUACGUUAACGGUGGUUCCAUCCUGCCUCACAAGAGCAUCAAGCAGAACAUUGAUGUUCCUGCCAUUAUCAUGUAA
Messenger RNA from Penicillium malachiteum, 1095 nucleotides. Its product is annotated as mannose-1-phosphate guanyltransferase. Gene Ontology annotation, biological process: cell wall mannoprotein biosynthetic process; GDP-mannose biosynthetic process. The transcript is spliced from 4 exons. The record is from RefSeq and is a predicted model, not a curated record. Gene Ontology annotation, molecular function: mannose-1-phosphate guanylyltransferase (GTP) activity; GTP binding. NCBI's taxonomy places the organism in Eukaryota, Fungi, Ascomycota, Eurotiomycetes, Eurotiales, Aspergillaceae. Gene Ontology annotation, cellular component: cytoplasm. The coding region runs from base 1 to 1095 and encodes 364 amino acids.